This is a messenger RNA of Nematolebias whitei (Rio pearlfish), 4421 nucleotides long. RefSeq names its product RIMS binding protein 2a (gene rimbp2a). Gene Ontology annotation, molecular function: protein binding. Gene Ontology annotation, biological process: neuromuscular synaptic transmission. The record is from RefSeq and is a predicted model, not a curated record. The transcript is spliced from 25 exons. NCBI's taxonomy places the organism in Eukaryota, Metazoa, Chordata, Actinopteri, Cyprinodontiformes, Rivulidae. The coding region runs from base 21 to 4421 and encodes 1466 amino acids.
AAAUAUGUCUGAUUUGACAGAUGAUAAUGAGGAGUCAAACCAGCAGCAGUAACGUGGACAGUCUGCUGAGACGAUCUCAGAUGGAGUUACAGUGGAUACGAAGACAGCUGGCUAUGAUCCAUUCCAGAAGCAUCCAGCCCCACCAUCACCUGUACUCCAAGGGCAAGUCUAAACAUGACGUUUCAUCUCAGCAAGCUGCAGGACACUCAACAGCCUACAAUGUAGACCGCUUCCGACUGCUGGAGGAGAAAAACCGAGCUUUGAAACAUGAAGUAGCCACUCUACGUCAAGAAAAACAACACUGUAGGAAACUGAAAGGAAAGCUCCAUGUGGCCUUGCAGGAGAAAAACCGUCUGAACCUCGAGCUGGUUGACCACCACCUGAAGUCAUCCAAGUAUGAUCAGGUGCAAUGUGACUACGAGCAGCUGAGACAAACCUUUGCUGUAGUGAGCCGGGAGCGAGACGUGGCCCAGCAGCAGAGGAAACACCUCCAGCUCAAAGUAGAUAACUUGGAACAGCUUCUGAAGCAUAUGCAUGAAGCUCUAGAGCUCAAACAGCAGCUGCAGACAGAGCAUGAGCAAGCCUUGGCGGCCCUGCAGAACAAGCAGAGGGAGAUCAAUCAGCUGCAAAAGGCCUGGCUUCAAACUGACCAACAGCAUGAGGAAGCAGUGCACUUGUUAGAGAACAAUAAGGACAAAAUGUUUCAGGUCAAGCUUCGCAACCUGGAGCAGAAAUGCAGGUCACACAGUGAACAUUUCCACCAGCUGUCCAAAGACCUGCUGAGCUUCCGUUUGCAUUCAGAGCCCGUGGAGAUCCUCGUACAAAACCGGUCCACCCCAUCAUCCUGGAUCAUUUUCUCCCCAGAGGAGAAACUCUCAGAGGUCAUCGUUGAAUUUGAAGUUCAGUCCAAGACAGGUGAUGAGAAUGCUGCAAACACUCUGCCACUGAUCUCCCAGUUUUUGCCCCACCCUGCGCAGACUGGAGACAGAGAGCCAUCAGAACCGCUAUCUGUCAAACCCAGCACCGUGACAAUGGACCGCUCCGGCAGCCCUCGAAAGCCUUCUCCAUCAGAGAUGGAGGAUGAGACCAGCCCAUCACCCAGGUCCAAACCUCGCUACACAGGCCAGGUUCACCUUUGCACUGCUCGUUACAGUUACAACCCUUACGAUGGACCUAAUGAGCAUCCUGAAGCAGAGCUUCCUCUUGUGGCUGGAAAGUAUCUGUACGUGUACGGAGACAUGGAUGAUGAUGGCUUCUAUGAAGGGGAGCUUCUGGAUGGCCAGAGAGGACUUGUUCCUUCCAACUUUGUGGAAUUUGUCCAGGACAAGGAAAAAACAAUUGGGGAGGGUGGGGAAGACUUGGGCCCUUUGAACCACACAACCCUGGCCUUGAUGACAGUAGAUGGAGGUGCCUCCCAGGAUAGCCUCCUAGGCUCAUCUAGCGCCCUGGUUCCAUGUAGCAAUGGAACAGGGGGUCCCUUGGACCCUGAAGAUCUAGCUGAAGAUGUUGUGCCUUACCCCCGUAAGAUCACCCAGAUCAAGCAGCUGGCACGGAGUGUGAUUGUGGCAUGGGAGCCUCCAGUAGUGCCUUUGGGCUGGGGGAACAUCUCUGGCUACAACGUGUUAGUGGACGGGGAGCUUCGGGCCAGUAUACCAUAUGGCGGCCGGACCAAGUGCUUGCUGGAGAAGCUGGACCUGGACGGCUGCAUCUUCCGGGUGUCGGUGCAGAGCGUCACCGAUCGGGGCUUAUCGGAUGAGCUGCGCUGCACCUUGUUGGUGGGGGCCAACGUGGUGGUGGCACCAUGCGGUCUACGGGUGGACGACAUCCAGCGUGACACUGCCGAGCUCUCCUGGUUGCCUAGCAACAGCAACUACAGUCACACCGUUUAUUUAGAUGGGGCAGAGCAUGCAGUGGUGAAGCCAGGAAGGUACAGACUACGCUUCAUCAACCUGAAGCCUCUGACGGUGUAUAAAGUGACGGUGGCGGCACAGCCUCACCAGGUGCCCUGGCAGCUGCCUCUGGAGCAGAGAGAAAGAAAAGAGGCCGGGGUAGAGUUUUGCACUCAAGCUGCAGGCCCAACACCAUUUUGCAGAACAGGGCCACCCUUGCCUCCCCUCGAUGUUCAGGUGCUCUGCGGGCAGGCUCCAGGGGUCCUGCAGGUCCGCUGGAAGCCUCCCAUCCUCUCUCCCACAGGCACUUCUAAUGGGGCAAAUGUCAUUGGCUACGCAGUCUGCACUAAAGGAAAAAGGAUAGCUGAGGUCUUAUUCCCGAUGGCAGACUACGUCACUAUUGAUAUGACGAGGAUUCAAUGCCUGGAGGCCAGAGAAGUCAUCGUUCGGACACUUUCAGCCCAGGGAGAAUCCCAGGACUCCCAAGUCGCCGUCAUUCCAAACAACCUGCUUGUGCCUCUACCCCCGCUUCCCCUGCCAGCGCCAAUGCACCCCCACGCAGGGCCCCCUCCACACCCCCAACCUCACCUCCAGUCUCCUCACCUUCCGCAGCCUACACCCCAACUUCCUGCUCCACCCCAUCCUCAGCCACUCCCACCCCAUCCUCAACACCCUCAAGCCCAUCCAAGACUGCCCCAUCCAGGUAGACCUCCACACCCCCAACCUCAGUCCUUACAUCUUCAACCUCAUGCCCCCCACCAAGGUCCCAGGCCCCAGCACCGACUGCCUCUGCUGCCCCACCCCCAGCCCUACCCGAUACCUCAGAGACCAGUAAGUGCCAGAGACCUGGAAGCCAAAGAGCACACAGCUCACCACGGAAGAGCCAUCCCACCCGACCACUCGCCCUGGGACCCAACGCGAUCUCCGUCACAGCCUCCUGUGCCCAUGCCAGGCCACACUCUCCAGCCCCCUCCUCCUACCAAUCUUCGCUCACCCUCCCCUCAGAGGAUUCUUCCUCAGCCCCAGGGCACGCUCAUUCCAGACACUGUGGCCAAAGCUAUUGCUCGAGAAGCAGCACAAAGAGUGGCAGCAGAAAGUUUCAAGGGCGACAGAAGACAGGGCAGAUAUGGAGAGCAGGGUCAUUCAUUUCACCAGCAUCCCUCUGAUGAGGAAGAGGAGGAUGAGGAAGGGUUUGCACAUGGCCGUCGGAGAGGACCCUCGGUUGAUGAGUUUCUGAGAGGCUCAGAACUGGGGAGGCCGCCUCACUAUAGUCACAAUGAAGAGUAUCACAGCGAGAGCAGCCGGGGCUCUGACCUGUCUGACAUCAUGGAAGAGGAUGAGGAGGAGCUGUACUCUGAGAUGCAGCUGGAAGAGGGGGGACGGCGACGCAACUCGCACCACGCUCCCAAGACAAAUAGUCCUGCUGGAGGUCGCCAUGAUCGGGACGGUGGGAGACGAAUUCAUUCCCAUCUUAAGAGGCAACCUUUAAUGGUCCCCUCUAUUGAAGUAACCUCUGAGAAUAACAGUGAGGGGAACCUCUCCUCCGUGACCGAGGAAGUUAACUAUGGCAGAGUAGCUCGGCACAGGAAGUGGUCGUCCUGCAGGCACAUAGGCGGCACCAGGUCUCCCCAUGAUGGCUACAGGAAUCGGGACCGCCGUUCUCCCACUUACUAUGACGAGUCAGAACCCGAGGAGCACUUUCGGAUCUUUGUGGCCCUCUUCGAUUACGAUCCUCUGUCUAUGUCCCCCAAUCCUGACGCAGCCGAUGAGGAGCUUCCAUUCAAAGAGGGGCAAAUCAUUAAGGUGUACGGGGAUAAGGACUUAGAUGGCUUUUAUAGAGGAGAGGUGAAAGGCAGGAUGGGGUUGAUACCCUGUAACAUGGUGUCCGAGAUACGAGCAGACGACGAGGAGACCAUGGACCACCUCAUCAAACAGGGUUUUCUGCCACUCAGCACCCCCAUAGACAAAAUAGAGCAUAACCGAAGAGGUCUCCGUCGAGAUCAGGCGUCGAGGAGGAUGGUGGCACUGUACGACUACGACCCCAGAGAGAGCUCCCCUAAUGUUGAUGUUGAGGCUGAGCUGACGUUCUGUGCUGGUGACAUCGUCGCUGUGUUUGGAGACAUCGAUGAAGAUGGAUUUUAUUACGGUGAGCUCAACGGCCAUCGCGGUCUGGUCCCCUCUAACUUCCUGGAAGAAGUGCCUGAUGACGUGGAGGUGUAUCUGACCGACACCCCGUCCCACUACCCCCAGGAAGAGCCUGCCAACCGGCCCCCUGCCAACCCUGCAGCCGCCGUAUCAGAGGGAAAACGGGUUACCACAGAAACCACAGACACGGCCAAUAACAUCAGCUCACCUGUUCGGGCCCCAUCACCAAUCGUUCGCUCCCUGCUCCCAGGAACUAUGAGACCUCUCAGCCCGCCGAGGGGUCCACACCUCCCGCUGGACCCCAGGGACCCUCAUGAUCUCAAGAAGAAGAAAGGGAUACUUUCCAAAGGAAAGAAACUACUUAAGAGACUUUCCCCUGUUAAAUAA